Molecule: messenger RNA, 7381 nt
Organism: Neodiprion virginianus
Lineage: Eukaryota; Metazoa; Arthropoda; Insecta; Hymenoptera; Diprionidae
Gene: Atg2
Product: autophagy-related protein 2 homolog B
Exons: 20
Coding region: 450-6761 (2103 amino acids)
Biological process (GO): autophagy of mitochondrion; autophagosome assembly; reticulophagy
Cellular component (GO): extrinsic component of membrane; phagophore assembly site
Molecular function (GO): phosphatidylinositol-3-phosphate binding
Source: RefSeq, a predicted model, not a curated record
UACCUACGCAUGAAUGCGGCCUCUACCUUCAGCGCGAAUGACACGCUUGAUAUCCUCUACAAAAUUCGUACUGCGCACUGUAUAGAUAUUUCACGCCUACGCAUAGGUCACAGGUAUGUGCAUACAUACACGUAUGCGCUCGUGGGGAAAUGCAGGUGUACGUACAUAUUACCUGUAAGAAUGCGCGCACGCAUAUCAACCUUCAAGUCCGGGCGGUCGCUUUUGUUAUCCGCCUAUUAACGGCACGGGCACGCGUCAAGGAAAAAAAACAUACCUACCUACCUACCUACGUGCACAUAUUCAAACAAAUCGAUCGCCCGUAUUUUCACGAUAAAAAAACACACUGUCAUCUAACCUACAACGCAUGAGUAACGAAAUUUUGAAAGCUCGCAACUAGAGCCUCAUUCCCAUGCCUCUCUGGGAUUAAUUAACAUUUAUUCAAAGACAAAAUGUCUUGGCUGGGAUGCCUCCCUUGGUCAGAGGGAAUAAAGAAAAGGGCCUGCAGGUACUUGCUGCAGCGAUAUCUCGGACAAUUUCUUGAAGAAAAACUAACGCUCGACCAACUCACUGUAGAUCUAUACAAUGGGACUGGUCGCGUUACUGACGUCAAGCUCGAUGUUCAGGCUUUGAACGAGAUGGGUGAACAGCAGCAUCUGCCUGUUGAGUUUAUCGAUGGUUUUGUAGAAGAGAUGUCGGUCAGUAUACCUUGGUCAGCGUUGCUGAGCGAAGCCAGCUAUGUCGAAGUAACGGGACUUCGGCUCACGGUACAGCCGAGGCAAAGGGUUGACACCGGAACUUCUAUGUUUGAGUCUAUGUGGAGCUCCAUGACUUCGAGCAUGCAGCUUGCCCAGGAAUGCCUGCAGCAGGAUGUAGCGGGAGCAGAAAGUUCCCAGCCUCUUGAAGGACUUGAAUUAUUUGCCCAGGCAAUUGACUCGAUACUAAGCCGAGUCAAAGUUAGAUUUUUGGACACGGUCAUCCGUAUGGAACAUGUACCGUUGGAUUCGACCACUGGUGUUGCCGUACAAAUGUGUGUAAAGAAUUUAGAGUACUCCGAUGAGGCGGGUUCCGACCCUGGCAACUCCACUCUCGAUCCAAAUCAAACAUCCAAGGGCUAUGUAGUGUCUGCGUUUGCAACAAAGAGAUUUUACCUGGAAGGGGUUACCUUUCACACUGACGAGUUUCCCUCGCUCGCCAGAACGUUCUCCAGAAGCGUUAUGAUAGCAAGCAGAGGCUCUACCCCGGACUCAAAGAAUUCUGAUGGCCAAUUUUCAUCUGCACAAAUAUCUCCGACGCAAAACAUGCAAACUCCGCCAGAAAAAAAUAUUAUUAACAAUUUAGGAGAAUCUGAUCCGAUAAUGUUUGCGAAGUUAGCUGGGAGGCAAGAGGUGCGACUUAAAAUCAAGCAGGGGGAAGGAGUGUUGGGCCCCAAGGUGGAACUGGAAGUGACACUUGGAUCAUUGACAUCUUUUAUUAGCCCUCGACAGUUACACGUUUUAAUCGAGCUGGCACACGGGCUCGCCUCACCGGACCUGGAAGACACCAGCAAUGUUGCUCCAAGGCCUUGUAUGGAGAAACCUAUGGCAGGUAGCGAUUACAAUCGUAUUGAGCGUGAGCUGUUGCAGCAAAUCCAUCCUGUGCAAGGAGUCCGGACAAGUGAUUUGCGCCAUACGCAAGGAUGGUCAACAGCGUCGCUCGACGAAUCUGACAAUGAAGAAGAAUUCUUACCGAUGCGGCUACCCGGGAUGCUGACAACUAGCGACUCUGUUACAAGCAAUCACUCUAGUAUGGAUGGAAGUAUAUCAGCCAGCAGCGUCAGCUCCAAAAGCUCAGUGUCCAACAUUCACAGAGCCAAUAAGCCCAGGCAAAGCGUGGACAGUGACCCAACCGUCGAAAUAUUCCAGUUUCAUGUUAGGCUUUCGUCAAUAGCCGUCGUUUUACUGCAUGAGGAUAUACUCACAACGUCUAUCGAGGGAUUGGGAUUGACAAAAGCUAGUAGAAGACAAAUGAAGAACGUGGCUGACGAAUUUUUUACAAAACUAGGAAUUUUUGCAGCAACUGGAUAUGGAAAUAAGGAUUUUGACAGAGCUUCAAAGUUAUUCGCAGAGGCCUGUUACCUCAGUCAUAUAAGGCUGUUGGCGGCACCUCUUGUCAUUGAAGCAAGUGAGAAAACCACAGCACAGGCCUCAACGACAUCUGGCAGCAUUAGUUUAGCCACCUUGGAAAUACUCGAAUGUCUAAUCGAUUCCAAUGGUCCGAAUUCCAAGAAAACUGCAGCCGUCGAAUAUGUGGAGUUACUAGGGUUCCCAAAAGACAGCGCAGCAAACAAUCACAGUUUUACCAAUAAGACUGAUUUCCGAGCACGAUUCAAAUACAGCGAAAAAGCUGUGAGACAUGCUCAGUUUACCAAAUUCGCACAUCCACGCACAGAAAUUGACAUUCAAUUGGAAGAAUGUAGAAGCGAAUUGGAUAUUACAAUAGUGGAUAGGAUAUCAGCGGUUCUGAAUCCACAUCCAAUAUGCACCUCUACGCACCCUGUCACAGCCUCAAGAGAUGCUGUUAAUCAGCAAGCGUUGUUCUAUCAAGCGGUAGAGAGUCCAUCCUUACCGGACUCAAAAGUUGAUGUGAAGAUCUCUUCACCAAACUGCAUGAUCAAACUCAGGUUUCCAGUACCAGAUUUACGACCUCUGCACGAUAUGAAUCGGACACCCUGGUGGAAACGAUCAGUUCGACCAGAUUUCGUGACGCUGGAGUUGACGGAUGCUCAAGUUCAUUCCUGCAUGGAAAGUCGCAAUCAUUGCCAGGCUCGGCAUGAGAUUCAGUGUCGCCAAAUACUGCUCACUUACAUAGAAGUUGAUGCCAAUGUCGCAGUAGAAAUUGGGAGGGCAUCUACCGAUGAGAAAGCUAACAGUUCAUUGCCCCAAGGUGGUGAGGGUUUUGGAUGGCCAAGGAUGGUCAUUAGCGUGUACCCGAAGCAUUUGGGGGGACUCUUGGAAGAUAGCUCAGAAGGGGAGCAAGAGCCGAGCUUAGAUGACACAUUGGAAAACACAAUUAAGCAUCAGCCCUCACCAUUUAGUUCGAAACGAGUUGUCCACGAGUCAGACACACCUCAUUCGAAACCUCAACCUCACAGUGACAAAAAUACUUCUCCAGAUCACAGAGAAGGAGAGGAGCUAGUGAUACCCGGGAAUCGACAGGAGAUGCUCGAUUUCAUUGAAGAUGGAACGCGCGGAUCUAGAAUACAGCUGGAAAUAAGUUUGCCGUGUGCCUCGGUCCAAAUACCUUCCAAACAUUUGUACGAAUUGCUUUAUAAUCGAUUUAACGCCGAUCUUUUUCUCUGGGAACCUUCUGCGCCAAGGCCGAAAACUACAACACACGCCGAAUCGCAUGUUGGAUUAGAUUUGGCGUCGACGCUCCUGCAAGAGUCUAUAUAUCCCAGAUUUAGCAUGUGCAAGAGCGGAAUUCAAUAUGAUUCAGAGUCCGACUCGGACGAGGACGGUAUCUAUCGUUCGGCAGCUGAAAGAAGUUGCAGACAAAAUGAAAAAAAAAUAUUUCGUACCGGACAAAGUACCGUGGCACUGUCUCUGACUAUAAACCAAGGGCUUGUAAGCAUGUUUCCACCCGUACGGGAUUCGUCUCACAACGUUAUUCCUGGGCAGCAGGGCGAGUUGAUCUUACGGUUGGAAGAUGCUCUUUUAUUUUCAAUCAGCGCGUACAAAGGAAAUAAUAAUUUGGGCUAUGUCUGUGCAAUGUUGAGAACUGUUUCCUUGAGUCAUUGCGGUUUAAUAACUUCGCCAUCCCAGGCACCUCCACUACGAAGUAUGAACAGUAUAAUACCCAGGCAUUGUCAGCCAACCUUAUAUCGCAGUGAACGAGGGGCAAACGUAACUGUGAAUUCUACCGAAAAAGAUAUGCUGAGUGUCGCUGUGAGAAUACAAUCGUCGCAUCAGACUCAUAGAAUUAAGACCUUUCGAGUAGCAGUAGGAAUAAGAAAUGCGACAUUGAGACACAGAAUGAGUUCAACACAGGCAUCUUGGUUCACUCAAUUGACAGACUGUUUGGAUGUAGCUGAUCACCCAGUUGCUGGUUAUUCGCCACCUGGAGUACUCACUGAAUUACAUUUACACCUUUGGGAUUGUGCAGUCGAUUAUAGGCCCAUAAAUCUGCAGCUGCGAUCGAUGGUUACGCUAGGAAGUUUUAGUGUAUCCAGUAAUAUUGCAGCACAGACAAACACAUCAACGCUUCGAUUUAUAGCCGAGGAUGUGGCUCUUUUCAUAUCUGAAAAACUUGGUAACGGCGUGGAACUAAGAAAAGACUAUGUAUGCGUUAUGGAUCUAGGGUUGUUUGAAUUGUCAUUGAGGUUGAAUGAGAAAAUGUGCGGAGGUGCGCCAAGGAUUGAUUUGAGGGCAAGUAACAACGUCUUGCACGUGCGCACUUGUUCAGAUUCCGGGCGUGCCUUGAUGCAAUUGCUAACGUACUUUGCUAGCGACGGAGAUCUUCUACAAUGUUCCAAAAGUUCCGACAGUAUUGCUGUUCCAACCUCGGGUGACGACGAAAGCCUACUAGGGCAAGAUAGUUUGAAUGUUCUCAGCAAGAGUCAAGAGGAACGUGUCAAUAGUUUGAUGGUAGAUGCUAUGGAGGACACUGUUAAAGGUACUCUAAGUAACAACGACGGAAUGUCAUCGUCAAGUCAAAGUCAAGCUCACAUAUUUUUUUUUCCUGGAGAAUCGCACCCGACAUUACACAGCCAGGCAGAAACGGAGAUUGAAAAAACUUGUGAUGGGAAAAAAGUUGAUGGUAAUACUAGUAAACCCGAUUAUCCAGAUGAUGACUUUUGCAUUUUGGGAGAAGAGGCAGGAGCUGGAAUAAUGCCCAGGCACGGGGUUCCCGAAAUUCGUUGGUUAUGCGAGGAACCGAUACGCAUUGUAGACAAUCACUUUUCAAUACCACUUGGAAAGACGGAUCUUUUGAAGGCUCCAAAACAUUUCCCUCCUGCUAUUUUGAGAUAUACACUCUGCGAGAUGACACUGAUUUGGCACAUGUUUGGAGGCAAGGACUUUGGCAGUGUAGAAACUUUGACCAAGAAACACGUUACUAUAGACGAUAAUCCGCACCGUAAUGAAAAUUCACCUCUAGGAAGAAGCCGCUCUGUUGUCAGCGGGAUCGGGGUGAUCGGUUUCAGCAAAUCUGCACCGAACGAAGUGCGCUUUGGAAGUGUGCCCAACUCGCCUAGAGCGAAAAUGAGGGAAUCUUUCUCCGAUUGGCAGUCAAUUGGAGGUCCCGGAAGACAAGGCGAUGUUCUCAUGGAACUGCAAUUGAACAAGGUUCGUUUUCAGCACGAAGUUUACCCAGAUAGUACACCCGAGGCUUCAAGACAAGUUUUACUGGUGAAUGAAAUCGAAAUACGGGAUCGCCUGGAAUCGUCGCAUAUAAACAAGUUCCUUUAUCAGUACAGCAGCGAGGCACGGCCUAGACAAUCUCAUGCAAACAUGUUUGCCAUGAAAGCUGUUCAUGUACGCCCUGAUCCAAAGUUGACAGCACAGGAAUGUUGCCUAAAGUUGAGCCUGCUCCCAUUGAGAUUGAACAUUGACCAGGAUAGCUUGUUGUUUUUGAUUAAUUUCUUCACCGAACUCGGAGAAGACUCGAAGGAACAACCCGCCCAAGGAAGUGGCAGAUGUAGUACCCCGACUUCCACCCAAUCCUCACCAAAUUCUAAACACAGUACACCUACGCAUCAUCCACCAGUAAUGAGUGUCAACGAAUCGUCAUCGACGUCUUUUUCAUCCACAUCCGAUGGCCUACUGACUGGUUGUGUAUCAUCCCAAGGAAGCAUUGUCGACCAAAACUUACUGAUACUUCUUGAGGACGAAUUACAGAUACGGGAGAGUAAGUCGGAGGCAAAGUCUAGUGGCGAUGUACACGAGGAUACUCAACCAAUCUACUUUAGAAGCGUUAUAUUCGCCCCCGAAGUUCUGGUCAGGUUGGAUUAUCAGGGUAAACGCGUCGACCUUACACAUGGUCCACUCGCCGGCCUCCUAAUGGGUCUCGCCCAAUUGAAUUGUUCAGAACUAAGACUUAAAAGAUUGACCCAUCGUCACGGCCUUUUAGGCUUUGACAAAUUAGUUGCUUUUAUGCUGUCCGAAUGGUUGCAAGACAUAAAGAAGAACCAGCUACCUAGUUUGUUAGGUGGAGUUGGACCGAUGCACUCACUGGUACAACUAUUCCAAGGCAUACGUGACCUAUUCUGGAUGCCAAUUGAACAAUACCAGAAAGAUGGUAGAAUUGUACGAGGAUUACAACGUGGCGCUAAUAGUUUUACUACGUCAACGGCGAUGGCAGCUUUGGAACUUACGUCAAGAUUGGUAAACGCGAUACAAAGUACAGCGGAGACAGCUUAUGACAUGGUCAGUCCAGGGCCGAGUGUCAGGCGAAAAAAUAAAGGGGAAAAGGGGCGCAGAAAACGAUACAAUCAGCCACUGGAUAUUCGAGAGGGAAUGGCUAAUGCUUAUACACUCGUUAAGGAGGGUCUGGGCGAAACUGCAAAUCAAUUGGUACGUGUAGCAAGUGAGGAACAUGAGCAAAAAGGAGUUUCCGGCGCAGUAGGUGGUGUACUGAGGCAAAUACCGCCUACUGUCGUGAAACCGAUCAUUCUUGCAAGCGAAGCGACAAGUAAUGUCCUUGGUGGCAUGCGAUCGCAAUUAGUACCGGAUGCCAGAAGAGAAGCUGCUCAAAAGUGGAGACAGGAUCCAAGAGAUACCAAUUGAAACAGAAGAAAAUACAUUCUGGCGAUUCCAUAAAAUAACUUGUGUUUGACUACUCUGCUGUGUCUCCCCAUUACGUGUAUUGAAACAGAUUUAUUGUCAGAGUUUUUAACGAAUUAUAUUAUACGUAACACUGGUGAAUUUGGGUGGUACACACAUAAUUUAUGAAUCGGCAAGUGGAUAAAGUGAAAACGUCAUGGAGGAAUCAACAGACUUGUUGUAAAGGAGCAUACGACGUCCAAUUAAAUAAGAGUUCUACGGUUACUUCCAGUUCCCAGGUAAUUCCUAUGCCAUCGUAAUUUCAUUAAUUCGUUGUACACGUGCAAUUUGCUAGUACGUCUAUGAAUAUGCUAAUUAUAACAUUACAACUAAUAUAAUUAAUAACAGAUAAAAAUAUUUGGAGCUAAUAAUUUGAACAACAAACAUCCGUAUGCCUGUAUCCGUUAUGCGAUAUAAAAAAAAAAUAAUGAUAAUAAUCAUAAUUAUUAUCAUUAUUAUUAUUUACUUCUAGUAUACCUAUGUAUGUACUUUCGUUCACCACUGAAAUGUGUAUGUUUUAUACCGAUGACAUAUUGUAUAGUAUGUAUUAAAAAAUAUUUGUAAUAAUAAAACGAAUCAAAUAA